This is a messenger RNA of Pteronotus mesoamericanus, 3899 nucleotides long. It is a transcript of the gene ACTMAP, whose product is annotated as actin maturation protease. The transcript has 7 exons. The record is from RefSeq and is a predicted model, not a curated record. NCBI's taxonomy places the organism in Eukaryota, Metazoa, Chordata, Mammalia, Chiroptera, Mormoopidae. The coding region runs from base 385 to 954 and encodes 189 amino acids.
UGCGGGGGCGGGGCGUGGAGGGGACGCCCGCGAGCCCUUCUACACGAAAUGGGAAAGGCUGUUUGCUGCGGCAGCCAUUUUGCGGGAAGGGGAGGCUUUUCCUGUUGCGGCCUGAUUCCAGGACAUUCUCCACAAUUAGGCCAUUCUUCCUGCCUGGUGUCCUUUUGACCUCUUGACCUCUGACUCUAAGGCCCUUAUUCCUCCACCACCACCUCUGCCACCUCCACCCCCUGCCACAGGUGCUGCUCCCCCUCAUGUCUUCGGACUGGAGAAGAGCCAGCUUCUGAAAGAAGCCUUGGAGAAGGCCGGCCCGAACCCUGGGAGCAGAGAAGACGUGAAAAGGCUCCUAAAGCUUCACAAGGACCGUUUCAGAAGUGACUUGCAAUGGAUCCUUUUCUGUGCAGACCUGCCCUCUCUCAUCCAAGAAGGCCCUCAGUGUGGGCUGGUGGCCCUGUGGAUGGCAGGCACUCUCCUGGUGCCCCCCAGGGGAAUCCCCCUGGAGAGACUCGUGCAGAUGGCCAUGGAGAGAGGCUACACAGCCCAGGGAGAGAUGUUCUCUGCUAUGAUGAAGACUUCAACCACGAGCCGUGUCAGCGGAAGGGCCACAAGGCCCACUGGGCAGUGAGCGUAGGGGUCCUGCUUGGUGUGCAGGGUGUGCCAAGCCCCGGCUAUGCUGAGGACCCAGAGCUGCCAGGCCUGUUUCACCCUGUGCCCAGCAUGCCCCGCCAACCACCACCCCUGCCAGAGGAAGGCUCACAGGGAGCGAUCUACCUUCUCUCCAAGCAGGGCAAGAGUUGGCAUUACCAGCUGUGGGACUACAACCAAGUCCAGGAUAGCAACCUGCAGCUGAUAGACUUCUCGCCCUCUCGGGCCACUGAUGGCCGGGUGUAUGUGGUGCCUGCUGGUGGAGUACGGGCUGGCCUCUGUGGCCAGGCUCUGCUCCUCAGACCGUGAGACUCCAGCCACUAGCUUGCUGCAGCCCUGAAAUGGGAUCCAGACCCCAGGUUUUCCCCUGCGUGACUACCCAAGGACUUGGGCUGGAUCUCCUGUGGACCUCCAGCCAGAGAUCCUUCAUUCAGGGUCCACCGCAGCCUAUUCAUUCUUCGGCCUGGGCAUCAUCCCAACUCCCCCAUCCUCAUCCUCUCUGUGUUGAGCACCUACUAUGUGGGUUGGGAUUAGAGCCAGAAGCCAGACAGACAAGCUCCCUCUCCCAGCGGGGAGAGAACAGCUCAGACACCAUGUCCUGUCCACCCCACCUGGAUGUUGCAUCUGUCCGUUUCUCGCUGGUGGUCGCCCUCUUCUGAACCAUUGUCAUCUCUCUGGACAUCUGCCUCACUGGGCCCCUUGCUGCCCCCCAGUAUCUCUUCACAUGGGGUCAGGGCUGAGGGAGCCAAAAAAAACAAAAAAGCAAACUUGGUCUUCUCAACCUUCCUUAGGAGCUUGUGGCAGCUCCUUGUUGCUCAGAGAAUAGGGACUAAACUCCCAGCCCCAGCCCACCUCCUGCCACCAGCCACACUGGCCUUUCAGGACCCUAGUGCAGCCCUCUGCUGACGGUAAACCCUAAACGUUCCCAGUGUGGGAGAGGAAGAGACGUUUCCCUCAAGGUUUUUUUGCCUGGUCUAAUAAGUACAUGAAACAGAUUAGCAAGAAAAUAACCAAAUUUAAUACAUAAUGGGAACCCCACAUACAUGAGAGGUUCUAAGACGGAAAAUGAGGUAUGUAUUGCCUUUCUGAGCUAAGGUUCAUCUUGGGGCUUCAGAGGGAGAAAGGUCAUUGCAGGACGAUAGAGCAGAUGUUCAGCAAUUAGACGUUUACCCUGCUCUGUAGAUAGGUCAGAAAAGGUUAUCUCUGAUAAUCUCGUUAUGGGCAAAGGCCCCUAAUUCAGACUUCUAGGUAGGGGAUGGUGGGGUGGGGGUUUCACUGAGGCUUCAGUCUUGUUUACCCUAGUUCACAACAGUCCACAUACCACGGAGGUACAUCUUGGGGUGACUUGUUCUGAAUCCGUACAACAGCUUGACUCACCAGUUUCCCUCUGGGUUCUGUUUUGUUUUUUUUUAAUGCAUCUGAGUUAAAUGUGCCAACCCCUUUACCUGUGUUAACUCAUUAAAUUUUCCAAUCGUGUAUAUAAGGUAUUAGAUCCUCCCCGUUUUAUAGACAGAGAGACGGGCUUGGAGUGCAGUCACCAGCCUAAGGUCAGAUGACUUGGCAAGUGACAGGGUCAGGAUUCAGACCAGGAAGUUAGUACCUACACAAAUAUAUCUAAAUAGAUACAUGUUUUUAAUUCAUUUAAUGAAUACCGUUGCCUGCCCUUUGAAAGGGGAGAGAACAGGUGUAUUUUAGUCACUGCCAUGUCUGCAGUGCCAAGGAACUUCAGAGACACUACAGCAUAUACAUAGUGUGUUUUGGGGUUUUAGUGUUUAUAAGCAGAAGUGGGGAGGCCUCCAUCCUGGCCGCGGCCCCUUCCCAGCCCUGACAAUGGUGGGCACACUGUCAGGGGCACUGUCUUCGUCGCUGCUCUUACCUGCCUUACGCAGCUCAGAGCCAGGCACAAGAAGGGCUGCUUAGUGAAUUCUCCAAGCCUGCAUCUCCAUUCCAAACUGGUCACUGUCCUGCUAUCCAAGCUCAAGAUUAUGAGUUUUGAGCCCACACACCCCUGACUGAAAAAGUUCCAUGAGGUUGGCUUUGAAUGUUCUGUUAACUGGGGAGUUGUCAUGGGGGAUCGGGUGGCAGUUAAGGGAUGUUGCCCCCAGUUCCCCAGCACUGCCUCAUCUAACAUCUGUCUGGUAUAAAGUUUAAAGGUCAAUAGGUGAGGAGCGUGCCUCCUGAGCCCUGAAAGACCAUGUCAGAACUUUACCUUAGAGGUGCUUGUCCUCCCCUAGCCCAGCCCUGUGGGACUGAAGCCAGUUACAGGUACAAGAGGGGCUGCUCACUUCAGGAUGCUGAGGUCUUUGGCUUAGCCAGCAGCCCCACCCACCCUAAGCACCUGGCCUCAGCCAGGCACUUCUCACAGCAGAGGCCCCGGGGUGGGAUGGGAGCCACCCAAGGACGGCAGCUCUAAUUCCCAAGCUGCCUUCCCUGCCCUGAAAGCCCUUCUCGCCACCUCAGGUGGCUGAAAUAAAGGGCCCCUAAAAGGGUAAGGGGGGACGGGGGAAGUCCAGAGGCUGAGGUGGCGCCCGAGGAGGAAUGAGGUUGUGCUGGUCACAGUUCUGGCACCGGAUGUGGCUGUGGUUUUGGUCUGCAGGGUGUCAGCAGAGUUCUCCCAGGAGUGGGGAGGAUCCAAGGGGCUCUGGGAGGGCAGGAGAGCAGCGGCGGGCCAGUCCCGUGGCAUCACACCCUCCGCAGAGUCUCUGUCAGCACUUGAAGAGCCCCAAAGUGAUGGGGCCAUAACGCUCCCAGGCAGACAAGCCAGCUCCAGCAUUUGUUCACAAAUGAGGUCUGGUCCUCCAGGCACCACAGAUGGAGCUGACUGGUCCCUGGCCUUGAGCCUGCUUCUGGCAGGACGAGGCCUAUGAGCACUGAUUAGAGUCAUUCACAUAGUAAUAGGCGCGUGUCAGGCCAGCACCCUAUAGCAUCUGAAUCGUGUUCUUUCAGGGUAUGUGGUUUAGUUGGGGCCUCCAGCAGCCCCUCGGGAAUCUUCCUUGCUGGUUUGAAGACCCAGUCUGGUUUUGACUCUCAGUGGGACCCAACCGUGUCAUGUCCCCUCUCUAGUCUUUACAACCCCAGUAUCAUGAAAGAGCUGGGCACUACGUGGUCUCCAAGGCCCUUCAGAUCUGUCCUGGGCUUGGGUGGUGUACAACACCUCUCCUGUCCCUGAGGCCAGUGCCUCCAUGGCCAACCUCAGGCCCCUGCAUACCUUGGGGCUCUUCCGGCCAGCCGAGUACCAUCCAAUAAAAAACCUG